GUUUCUAUCGGAACGAGAAGCAGAAGCUGUCGCACACGCCGAAUUAUGUUCUCCUGACGCGGUGCCGUCCCCUUGGGUCGCAUUACCGCGUGUUUCGUGUCACGACAGUUCGUGUUACCGAGCUCCGUCCGUUGUCGGGAUGCGUGAGUGAAACCGAUUCGGAUUCUUCGGCAAAAGAAUUGCGGCGGCGUUUCGUUUCGCUGAACGCCGGGAACUUCUCGAGCGAAGAAAUACGUUACGGCGAGCAUCUUGCCGUCUUCGCGCAUCUUGCCGUUGAGUUCAUUGACACUGUACGACUCCGAUGUCUGCGAAGACCUGUUCUCGCGCGUAUAUAUCCGCGUUGUCCACUUAGGCGUCUACUUUCGCUUCGGCGCGGGUACUUUUCGUAGAAAAAAUAUUUACAAUCGAUCAUGGAUGACGUGCCGAGGUUUACGGUAGCGGACUACAGCGUGAUGUGCCUGAUGCUGUGCGUGUCUUCGGGCAUCGGCAUCUACUUCGCCUGGCGAGACCGACGCGAUGUGUCGAACAAGUCGUUUCUCAUGGGCAACCGGGAGUUGGGAGUGUUUCCCGUGGCCAUGUCAUUGAUGGCCAGCUUCCAAUCGGCGACCACGGUGCUUGGCUAUCCCGCCGAAAUGUACUACAAGGGGACCCAGUUUUGGGUGGCCAUCUUCGGACUGGCCAUCUCCAACGUGAUUGCCGCCGAGCUAUUCCUGCCUGUGCUGUACAAUCUCCAUAUGACCAGCGUCAACUCGUACCUGGAGCGGCGCUUUUGCUCGGGAGCUGUGAGGACGUUAGGGUCACUAUCCUUUAUAACAAAUACGUUAUUAUACAUGGGAGUCGUUCUAUACGGGCCAUCAGUCGCGUUAGAAUCAGUGACUGGCCUUCCUGUCUGGGCAUCUAUUCUAUUCAUCGGAUUGAUAUGCACUUUUUAUACUGUGCUGGGUGGCAUGAAGGCGGUCGUGUGGACGGACGCCUUUCAGAUGACCGUCAUGGUUCUGGGACUGGCCUUUGUCGUGGUUCUGGGCGUUAUCAAGGUUGGAAGCAUUGAGAAGGUGUGGACGACAGCUGAGGAAGGCGGCCGCAUACAAUUUCUAAAUACGCAGUUGGACACCCAGUCGUCGGUGUCGCUGUGGAACGUGCUGCUGGGGACCACGUUCAUCUGGCUCGCCUCGUACGGCACCAGUCAGACGCAGGUGCAGCGCUUCUGCAGCGUAUCCACCCUCAGGCAAGCCAAGACAGCUCUGUACAUAAAUAUUCCCGGCGUGAUGAUGAACAUCAGCCUGGGUUGCGUCGCCGGCCUCGUGAUCUAUGCAAACUAUCCAAACUGUGAUCCCCUCAAGUCCGGCAAGAUAUCCAAACAGGACCAGCUCAUCCCGUUCUUCGUUAUGAAAACGCUCAGUGUACUGCCAGGCCUUCCCGGCCUCUUCGUGGCUUGCGUAUUCAGCGGAGCGCUAAGUACGCUGUCAUCGGGCUUCAAUUCGCUGGCGGCGGUCACGUGGGAAGACUUCAUAAAGAAGUGGUGGCGCACCAGUGAGAAGAAAGCGGCCUACGUCACCAAGGCCGUCGCUUCUGCUUACGGGCUUCUCACAAUCGGGCUGGCGUUCCUGGCUGGAAGCAUUGGCUCUAUACUCAAGGCUGCCUUCGCUAUGUCUGGCGCCCUGUCGGGACCGCUCCUGGGUGUCUUCCUGCUUGGUAUGGUGCUGCCUUCCUGCAAUGGGAAAGGUGCCCUGUGUGGCCUGGUGCUCGGUCAGGUGAUCUGCUUGUGGGUGGUCGUGGGCUCGCUGUCCAGCGUUCCCUUGAAUGAGGACCUGCCCACGUCGACGUCUGGCUGCGUGCGACACGACAACACUACGAUGCACGACUACUUCAGCGACAAGGCUGCCGUGGACAGCAUCCCCUCGGAUCACCCAAAGGGUAUCCAGCUGUUGUACCGGCUGUCGCAUCUCUUGGUGCCCGUGCUGGGUUUCGUGGUGACCGUCUUCACGAGCACCGUCGUCAGCCUUUUCACAGGAAUGAAUGAGGGAAAAAUGCAGGACCCGGAGCUUUUCACACGAUGCGUCGCCAAACGCUUUAUCCCGCCAGAUGACAAAGAAGCCGGAAAGUCCAUGGUCGCCGUUGACGGCCGCAACGAUCCCAGCAACCGGGACCAACCAGAAGGUCGGCACUCACGUGUGGCAUCAGCGAUGGACGGCACGCCCAAGUUCGGAGGGGUCGACUAUGCCGUGUUGGCCGCGAUGUUGUCCGUAUCGUCGGGCAUCGGAGUGUACUUCGCGUGGCGUGACCGACGCGAUCAGUCGAACCAGUCUUUCCUGAUGGGCAACCGGCAACUGGGUUUCGUGCCCGUGUCACUGUCCAUGAUGGCCAGCCUACAGUCGGCGACCACGGUGCUCGGCUACCCCGCCGAGAUGUACUACCGGGGCACGCAGUUCUGGGUAGCCAUCUUCGGUCUGGCCAUCUCCAACGUCAUAGCGGCUGAGGUCUUUCUACCCGUGUUCUACGGACUACAGCUGACCAGCGUCAACUCGUAUUUGGAGAGGAGGUUCGACUCGACUGCAGUGCGGCUGCUCGGUUCGCUGUCAUUCAUCGUGAACACGAUGCUAUAUAUGGGAGUAGUGCUGUAUGGACCGUCGUUGGCCUUGGAGUCAGUGACCGGCUUUCCUGUGUGGUCGUCAAUCGUGGUCAUCGGUUUGAUCUGCACGUUCUAUACAGCGCUGGGUGGCAUGAAGGCUGUGGUGUGGACUGACGCAUUCCAGAUGACCGUCAUGCUGCUAGGCAUGCUGAGCGUCGUCGUGUGGGGUACCACGAAAUUUGGUGGUUUCGGCGACGUCUGGGCAACGGCUGUCAACGGAGGUCGCGUGCAGUUCUUCAACACGCAGCUGGACGUCCAGCAUUCGGGCUCCCUGUGGACCGUGUUGUUCGGCACCACUUUCGUCUGGCUCGCCUCGUACGGCACCAGCCAGACGCAGGUACAGCGCUUCUGCAGCGUCUCAAGUCUCAAGAAAGCCAAGGCGGCUGUAUACAUAAACAUUCCGGGUGUCAUGAUUAACAUCAGCUUAAGUUGCCUGGCGGGCUUGGUGAUCUAUGCACACUACGUCGACUGUGACCCCCUUAAGGAAGGCAAGAUAUCCAACCCUGACCAGCUGGUGCCCUACUUCGUGAUGGAGACUAUGAACGGGGUGCCCGGUCUCCCUGGUCUGUUCGUGGCGUGCGUCUUCAGCAGCGCUCUCAGCACGCUGUCUUCGGGUUUCAACUCGCUGGCAGCCGUCACGUGGGAGGACUUUCUCGUUCGCCACCUCAGCCUCACCUCUCGACAGGAGGCGUACGUCACCAAGCUCUCAGCUGCCACCUACGGAUUGCUGACCAUUGGACUGGCCUUUGUCGCCGGCUCGGUGGGAUCCAUCCUGAAAGCAGCCUUCGCAAUGUCCGGUGCUCUGUCGGGCCCUCUACUCGGAGUCUUCACUAUGGGACUGCUACUUCCGUUAAGCAAUAAGAAGGGCGCUCUGGUUGGCCUGAUGUUGGGCGAGGCCAUGUGCUUGUGGGUGGUGGUAGGGUCUCUGCUCUACGGUUCGCCUAGCGAGGAUCUUCCAACUUCCGUCGAAGGGUGUGAAGGAGCGGCGACGCUUCCAGUCCUCGGCGGUCAUUUCAACGCGACAAUGCACCGGUCGCCAGAGGAGCCGCAGGGACUUCUCAAGCUGUACCAGCUGUCAUAUUUAUUCGUUCCUGUGCUAGGGUUCUGCGUCACUAUGACAACGGGCAUCAUUAUCAGCAUUUUCACAGGCGGUAACGGACGUACGAAAGACUCCGACCUCUACGUUAAAUGCGUCGCUAAACGAAUGAUGGACCGGGAGGAACAAGCACAACAAUUGGAUGACCUGAAGGUGAUACCCCAGCAACAAGGCGACGUGGCAUAAAGGCUGGCACCAGCGCAAGCAAUCGACCGCAGGGCAGACUGAACGGCCGCUCCUGGGAAGUGCAUAUAAUUCAAUUUCCAGCACACACACGCCGAUGCAACAUCCAACGCGGGCUUCGUACAGCGGCUUGCAUUCGCAUCAUACAAGUUCCGUGACCGACGGCAUUACGCUCUUGUGAAAGUUCGACUACUCGAGGACAAAGCCAAUUUGUACAUAUGAGCUAUA
Molecule: messenger RNA, 4136 nt
Organism: Rhipicephalus sanguineus (brown dog tick)
Lineage: Eukaryota; Metazoa; Arthropoda; Arachnida; Ixodida; Ixodidae
Biological process (GO): transmembrane transport; sodium ion transport
Cellular component (GO): membrane
Molecular function (GO): symporter activity
Source: RefSeq, a predicted model, not a curated record